UACCCUUGCCCCCAAAUGCAAUCUACAAUCUCAGAGCUGCUAAGGAAGCUGCCACUCGCCCGAUUUGCUCGUAGCAAGUAUAGUUAUGCAUACGUGGCAUCGGUUUACGAGCGCGUGUGGUCUCUCCGCUGCUUCCGAGACUAUAAGUUUGCAUUCCCUCGUGAUAUUUGUGCAAGUGCUUCCUGCCUGACCCAAAGUACACCUUACGUUUCUCUAUUUUGUCUCCGAAAAGGGCUUUUAAUUCUCCUCUCUCUUGCUAAAACCGAACCCCCGCUACAGAGAGAGAAAGAGAGGGAAGGUUCAGCCUUAUCCAAUUUAGGGUUUCAGAUCAUCAUCGCCCAGUUUCUAACGCAUCGGAACCCUAAUUUAGGAUCAGGUCUGAGCAAUCUGGUUGGUAGGACCUUCAAUCCAGGAGAGCUAAAUUUCAUGUCUGAAUUAGACGCUCAGAUUCCUACUGCCUUUGAUCCGUUUGCUGAGGCAAAUGCUGACGACUCAGGUGCUGGAGCAAAAGAGUAUGUUCAUAUUCGCAUACAGCAGCGGAAUGGUAGAAAAAGCCUUACAACUGUCCAGGGAUUGAAGAAAGAAUUCAGCUACAACAAGAUACUUAAAGACCUCAAGAAAGAGUUCUGCUGCAAUGGCACUGUAGUCCAAGACCCAGAGCUCGGACAGGUUAUUCAACUUCAAGGUGAUCAGAGGAAGAAUGUAUCUACCUUCCUUGUUCAGGCUGGUAUCGUGAAGAAGGAGCAUAUCAAGAUUCAUGGUUUCUGAUCUGUUGGGAACUUGAUAAUCAACUCUUACCUGCCUCAGUUGAGCCAGGCUCUUAUGCUUUGCUAUUUACAUGUUUGAUGGUUGUAGUCUUAGUUUUCUAGUGACUCUUAUGUGGGAUUAUGGAAGCUUUGACAUUAUAUGUCAUUGUCCUCAAUAAUGUGUGUCAAAGAACUUUAAAGCGGUCGUGCAAGAUAUUCCAAUUUCGUAUUUCGGAUGA
Messenger RNA from Prosopis cineraria, 985 nucleotides. RefSeq lists its product as uncharacterized. The transcript is spliced from 5 exons. Gene Ontology annotation, molecular function: translation initiation factor activity; RNA binding. The record is from RefSeq and is a predicted model, not a curated record. The coding region runs from base 16 to 768 and encodes 250 amino acids. NCBI's taxonomy places the organism in Eukaryota, Viridiplantae, Streptophyta, Magnoliopsida, Fabales, Fabaceae. Gene Ontology annotation, biological process: translational initiation.